Belonocnema kinseyi is the source of this 333-nucleotide messenger RNA. RefSeq lists its product as uncharacterized. Bases 10 to 333 code for a protein of 107 amino acids. The record is from RefSeq and is a predicted model, not a curated record. The transcript has 4 exons. Lineage: Eukaryota; Metazoa; Arthropoda; Insecta; Hymenoptera; Cynipidae.
GCUACUAAAAUGUUUACCAUUUUUGCUCUUCUAUUAUUUGUUUCAGUCACAACGGUCGCAGAAAGUUACAUGAGGCCAUUAAAACAUCCUCGAAAGCCAGAUCCUGUAUGUGGAAUAAAUGGACUGAAUUCACGUUGUGGACCAGCGUGCUGGAACACGUGUAGCAAUUACGGCAAUGAAGCCAAUUCCGAUGCUUGUUCUGCUGAAUGUGGUCCACCUCCAUGCUGGUGCGACGCUGGCUAUAUGAUGGACGACGAGGCUGAAAAAGAGGUAUCCAUGCGAAGAUCAAUUGAAGACGCUCCAACUUCAUGUCGAUCAACUGAAUGCGUGUGA